Acanthosepion pharaonis is the source of this 3849-nucleotide messenger RNA. The record is from the annotation of a GenBank genome assembly. NCBI's taxonomy places the organism in Eukaryota, Metazoa, Mollusca, Cephalopoda, Sepiida, Sepiidae.
AUGGUGAUUCGUGUCUGCAAUGAGAAACUACUAAUCGGCCGGAUGAAUUCUUUCAAGUACGACCCACCGCCAAAGCCGGCGUCCUGGUCUCUUUCCCUGCCUCAUUCAAAUCAAUUCCUUUCUCUCCCUUUGCACUCUCUAGACCCGAACCACUUGACCAAUUAUCGCCAACAUCAGUCUCGUCGUGGGAGAGCUCAUAUCCAAAAUGGCCGUCGAAUAACGUCGACGGCGGGAAAAAGAGAAACGUAUUUACUUCUCCAACACCGGCCCGUGCUUUACAUAAUCCAUGGCUCUUUUUCUUUCUUUCUUUCUUUCUUUCUUUCUUUCUUUCUUUCUUUCUGUGCUUUACUUAAUCCAUGGCUCUUUUUCUUUCUUUCUUUCUUUCUUUCUUUCUUUCUUUCUUUCAGUGCUUUACAUAAUCCAUGGCUCUUUUUCUUUCUUUCUUUCUUUCUUUCUUUCUUUCUUUCUUUCUUUCUUUCUUUCUGUGCUUUACUUAAUCCAUGGCUCUUUUUCUUUCUUUCUUUCUUUCUUUCUUUCUUUCUUUCUUUCUUUCUUUCUUCCAGUGCUUUACUUAAUCCAUGGCACUUUUUCUUUCUUUCUUUCUUUCUUUCUUUCUUUCUUUCUUUCUUUCUUUCUUUUCUUUCUUUCUUUCUUUCUUUCUUUCUUUCUUUCUUUCUUUCUUUCAGUGCUUUACUUAAUCCAUGCCUCUUUUUCUUUUUUUGUUUGUUUGUUAGUUUCUUUCUUUCUUUCUUUCUUUCUUUCUUUCUUUCUUUCUUUCUUUCAGUGCUUGAAUCAUUUUCUUUUCUUUCUUUCUUUCUUUCUUUCUUUCUUUCUUUAUUUAUUUAUUUCAGCGCUUUACUUAAUCCAUGGCACUUUUUCUUUCUUUCUUUCUUUCUUUCUUUCUUUCUUUCUUUCUUUCUUUUCUUUCUUUCUUCACUGCUUUUCAUUUCUUUUUCUCUAAUCUUUACUUCUUUCUUAGUGAUACUUUCUUUCUUUCUUUCUUUCUUUCUUUCUUUCUUUCUUUCUUUCUUUCUUUCACUCAAUGCAUGUCACUUUUCCUUCCUUUCUUUCUUUCUUUCUUUUUUUGAGGGCUUUACUCAUUGCAUGUCGCUUUUCCUUUCUUUUUUGUUUCUUUGUUUCUUUGUUUCUUUCUUUCAUUCUUUGACAGCUUUACUCAAUGCAUGUCACUUUUCCUUUCUUUCUUUCUUUCUUUCUUUGAGGACAUUACUCAAUGCAUGUCACUUUUUCUUUCUUUCUUUCUUUCUUUCUUUCUUUCUUUCUUUCUUUCUUUCUUUCUUUGAGGGCUUUACUCAAUGCAUGUCGCUUUUCCUUUCUUUCUUUCUUUCUUUUUCGACCUUUAUUUUUCUUUUCUUUUUACUUUCCUUUGCUUUUUUUUACUUUCCUUUAGUUGUCACAUUUUAUUCAUUUUUUCUUCUUCUUCUUUGUUUUCUUCUGCCUAUCUCCGUUUUCUUUUUAUCUUUCUUUUCUUUUCUUUUCUUUCUUCCUUUUUUUCACUACCCUCAGGCGACUCUUCUCUCUCAACGUCCUUCUAUCCGUCUGUGCCUCUACACUCCUUUUUACAACGUCUCUCUAUCCGUCUGUCUGUCUAUAGUUCUCUCUCGACGUCCUUCUAUCUAUCUGUGCCUCUACACUCCUUUUUACAACCUAUCUGUGACUCUACACUCCUUUUUCGACGUCUCUCCAUCCGUCUCUCUGUCUCUAGUGCUCUCUCGACGCCCUUCUAUCCGUCUGUGCCUCUACACACCUUUUUACGACGUCUCUCUAUCCAUCUCUCUGUCUCUAGUUCUCUCUCGACGUCCUUCUUUCCGUCUGUGUCUCCAUACUCCUUUUUACAACGUCUCUCUAUCCGUCUCUCUGUCUCUAGUUCUCUCUCGACGUCCUUCUAUCCGUCUUUGCCUCUACACUCCUUUUUACGACGUCUCUCUAUCCAUCUCUCUGUCUCUAGUUCUCUCUCGACGUCCUUCUUUCCGUCUGUGUCUCCAUACUCCUUUUUACAACGUCUCUCUAUCCGUCUCUCUGUCUCUAUUCUCUCUCGAUGUCCUAUCCGUCUGUGCCUCUAUACACUUUUUCGACGUCUCUCUAUCCGUCUCUCUGUCUGUAGUACUCUCUCGACGUCGUUCUAUCCCUCUGUGCUUCUAUAGUCGUUUUUACAACCUCUCUCUAUCCGUCUCUCUGUCUCUUGUACUCUCUCGACGUCAUUCUAUCCCUCUGUGCUUCUAUACUCCUUUUUACAACGUCUCUCUAUACGUCUCUCUGUUUCUAGUUCUCUCACGACUUCCUAUCCGUCUGUGCCUCUAUACUCCUUUUCGGCGUCUCUCUAUCCGUCUCUCUGUCUCUUGUACUCUCUCGACGUCCUUCUUUCCGUCUGUGUCUCCAUACUCCUUUUUACAACGUCUCUCUAUCCGUCUCUCUCUCUCUAGUUCUCUCUCGACUUCCUAUCCGUCUUGCCUCUAUACUCUUUUUUCGGCGUCUCUCUAUGCGUCUCUCUGUCUCUUGUACUCUCUCGACGUCCUUCUUUCCGACUGUUUCUCUCUCGACGUCCUAUCCGUCUGUGCCUCUAUACUCUUUUUCGACGUCUCUCUAUCCAUCUCUCUGUCUCUAGUUCUCUCUCGACGUCCUUCUUUCCGUCUGUGUCUCCAUACUCCUUUUUACAACGUCUCUCUAUCCGUCUCUCUGUCUCUAGUUCUCUCUCGACUUUCUUCUAGCCAUCUGUGCCUCUACACUUUAUUCGACGUCUCUCUAUCCGUCUCUCUGUCUCUAGUUCUCUCUCGACGUCCUAUCCGUCUGUGCCUCUAUACACUUUUUCGACGUCUCUCUAUCCGUCUCUCUUCGUUUUUACAACGUCUCUCUAUCCGUAUCUCUCUGUCUCUAGUUCUCUCUCGACGUCCUUCUUUCCGUCUUUGCCUCUACACUCCUUUUUACGACGUCUCUCUAUCCAUCUCUCUGUCUCUAGUUCUCUCUCGACGUCCUUCUUUCCGUCUGUGUCUCCAUACUCCUUUUUACAACGUCUCUCUAUCCUUCUCUCUCGACGUCCUAUCCGUCUGUGCCUCUAUACACUUUUUCGACGUCUCUCUAUCCGUCUCUCUGUCUCUAGUACUCUCUCGACGUCAUUCUAUCCCUCUGUGCUUCUAUAGUCGUUUUUACAACGUCUCUCUAUCCGUCUCUCUGUCUCUAGUUCUCUCUCGACUUCCUAUCCGUCUGUGCCUCCAUACUCCUUUUUACAACGUCUCUCUAUCCGUCUCUCUGUCUCUAGUUCUCUCUCGACGUCGUUCUAGCCAUCUGUGCCUCUACACUCCUUUUUCGACGUCACUCUACCAGUCUCUAGUUCUCUCUCGGCGUGCUUCUAUCCGUCUGCGCCUCCAUACUCCUUUUCGACUUCUCUCUAUCCGUCUCUCUGUAUGUAGUUCUCUCUCGACGUCCUUCUCUCUGUCUGUGCCUCUAUACUCCUUUUUCGACGUCUCUCUAUCUGUCUCUCUCUAUAUAGUUCUCUCUCGACGUCUCUCUAUCCGCUCCUUCUAUCGUUCUCUGUUAGUGUCCCUCUUUCUGCCCGUGUCUCUAUUGUUCUUUUCCUACGUCCCUCUAUCCGUCUCUCUGUCUGUAGUUCUCUCUUGGCGUCACUAUAUCUGCUCCUUUCUUUAUCUCUCUAUCCAUCCCUGUGUUCUCUCUCAACGUCUUUGUAUAUUUAUACCAGAAAUACUCUCUUUCUCUUUAUAUCCUUUAUUUCCUAAAUCUUAUUUCUGUUUUUAUCUUCCUUUCUUUGUUUUAUUCUUUCUGUCUCUCUCUAUCUCUUUUCACUUUCUCUGCCUCGUUUUGUUUUUAUUCCUCUGA